Messenger RNA from Staurois parvus, 291 nucleotides. The record is from the annotation of a GenBank genome assembly. Lineage: Eukaryota; Metazoa; Chordata; Amphibia; Anura; Ranidae.
UGCCGGUUAUCGGCAUUCUCUCCCCACGAGCUGUCAUGCUGGCAGCUCAGGGGACAUGUACACUGAUCAUCAGAGCACUGAUGAUCAGUCCCCAGCAGCGCCACCUGUCAGUGUCCAUCAGUGCCAGCUCUGUGUUCAUCCAUGCCACCUCAAUGCCACAUACAGUGCCCAUCUGAGCUGUCUUUCAGUGCCACCUACCAAUGCCAGUCAGUGCCACCUAUCAGUGCCAGUCAGUGUCGCCUAACAGUGCCAGUCAGUGCCACCUAUCAGUGCCAUAUACGAGUGCUGCCU